This is a messenger RNA of Diatraea saccharalis (sugarcane borer), 3326 nucleotides long. The record is from the annotation of a GenBank genome assembly. NCBI's taxonomy places the organism in Eukaryota, Metazoa, Arthropoda, Insecta, Lepidoptera, Crambidae.
AUGUCAAGAUAAUGAUUUCGAUUUCAGUCUGGUUCUAUUUGUUUGUAUUUUUUGUUUAAAUAAGAAUCUUUUCACAUUAUUAUUUAGAUAGGUCGACACUUGACGAUACAAAAAACUGCUUUUAUAAUUGUUUUUAAGUUUUGUCUGAAUUAUGGAAGAUAUAUUUCAGUGGUGUAGAGAAGGAAAUGCGCUACAAGUUCGUGUUUGGCUUGAUGAUACUGAACAUGACAUGAAUCAAGGAGAUGAUCAUGGAUUCAGUCCUCUACACUGGGCAUGCAAAGAGGGACACAUUAAAAUAGUGGAGAUGUUAAUAAGAAGGGGCGCUCGAAUCAAUGUUACGAAUAUGGGAGACGACACCCCAUUGCAUUUAGCAGCGGCACAUGGACACAGGCCCAUCGUACAAUUGUUGCUGCAAAAUCGAGUUGAUGUAAACUUCACUAACGAGCAUGGUAAUUCACCAUUGCAUUAUGCCUGCUUCUGGGGAUAUGGUGCAAUCGCAGAAGAUUUAGUUAUGGCUGGUGCAUUGGUGUCACUGGCAAAUCAGUAUGGUGACACACCUCUUGAUAAAACAAGGGGACAACUAGUUCAGAGAUUGCACGAAAUGGCCAUCCAGCAAGGGCAGGAUUUGAAGAAGAUCCAAUUCAAGGAUCAAUCAUGGCUAGGUCUUAAAACGAGAAGCAGGGAUGCGACUCUCUCCCGCCACCGCGGUAUUAACAUCAAUGAACUCGCACUGCACACCAGAAUUGCGUCUACACCUUCAGGCGAAACAUGGCGCGGUAGGUGGCAAAAGAAUGAUAUCGUGGCGAAGUUCAUAGCUGUCAGGGAGUGUACGCCGCGAGUGCAGCGUGACUUUAACGAAGAGUUCCCUAAAUUAAGGAUCUUCUCGCAUCCCAAUAUUCUACCGGUGGUGGGUUGCUGCGUGUCUCCGCCGUCGCUGGUGGUGAUCUCGCAGUACAUGUCGUGGGGGUCGCUGCACGCGCUGCUGCACGGCGGCGCGGGCGGCCGCGUGGUCGUGGACGCGGCGGCCGCGCUGCGCCUCGCGCACGACGUGGCCAGCGGCAUGCGCUACCUGCACGCCCUCCCGCGCGACCACGUGCUGCCCGCCUACCACCUCAACAGCGACCACAUCAUGAUCGAUGAAGAUCUGACGGCGCGUAUAAACAUGGCGGACGCGAAGUUCUCUUUCCAAGAGAAGGGUCGUAUCUACCAACCAGCGUGGAUGGCGCCCGAGGCUUUACUCAAACCGGCCGCCAAGAGGAACUGGGAGGCCGCCGACAUGUGGAGCUUCGCUAUACUGCUCUGGGAACUCGCCACUAGAGAAAUUCCAUUCGCUGACUUAUCGCCGAUGGAGUGUGGAAUGAAGAUAGCUUUAGAAGGACUUCGUAUUACAAUCCCACCUGGUAUCUCCCCUCAUAUAUCGAAGCUAAUAAAGAUCUGUAUGAACGAGGAUCCUGGCAAGCGACCAUCUUUUGAAAUGAUACUUCCGAUACUGGAAAAAAUGAAGCGUUAACAAAUCAACAAGCAAUUUGCAAUUUCUUUUAGAUAUUGUGGUAUGUGUUUCAGUUUUUAAAUAAUGAUAUAAAGAGUAAUAUAUUCAGGACAGAAAGGUAACAAUUUACUAAAAUCAUUAUUUAAUCAAAUAUUUGAACGGGUUCUAGAGCGCGUUAAUUUUACGUUUAAAAAUAUACCCAUCUAAGAAUUUCACAUAACUUUAAUUAAACUUUAUGACACGGGAAUAUUUUAAUUAGUGUGCAAAUAUUUUUCAUGUAAUGUAGCAUAUUUAUUAGAAUAAAUAUGUUCUUGAUAUUUAGUAAACAAACUAUAUAUCGACAAAUAUCAGUCAUUUACCUUCAGAUAUAGUAAGAUGAAGAUGAGUAACCAAACAUGUAUUUUUCUUCAUCUAUAUUAGUAGGUAAAAAAAGAGGAAAAACGUGUAGACAAUGAAUAUAAAAUUUGUGCACUAGUUACAAUUUUUCUGGUAUAAUAAUGAAAAAAAAAAAUGAAAAUUUAACUGCCAGUAUUUUUAUUGUUGUUUAGUACUUAGGUUGUGUUUUGACUGUAUUUUAAUUUAUGUUCUUUUUUGGAAAUAAUCAAUUCUUUAUAUUUAACAUAGUAUUUGGACAUGAUAAUGGUGCUUGAGUAGAUGUAAUUGGAAUGUAGUAUUAGAAGGAAAUUCAUAUCUAAUGUAAAUUGUAAAAUACCUAACCAGAAUAACCCAAAGACUAAAUGCUCAGUUGUCUUGUUAGAGAACAAAUCUAUGAAUCUCUAUAUUUAAAAAAUAGUAAUAUUUUACGUAGGAUACCGUACUUUACUUUACACAAACUUAAUUGAGCAUGGUAAAAACCAAAUUUAAUACAUACAAACCCUGGAGGAAGUUGUGUGCUAAUUUUGUCAACGUCGGCGUAGGUGAUAUAAUAGUAACAAGCUUUAUACUUGGAAUCACGUUUAACGAACGUAUGCAAACGAAAAUAGUCUUUAUUGUCUUAACUUACAAUAACUAUUCAACCCAUUUCUCGUGUGCAGUGAAAUUAUUUGAUGGAUCCCUCAUUAUUUAAGAUUCAGAAUGCUGGAGAGUAUGGGUUAUAUAUAUCAAACAGCACACCACAUUAUACAAAACUUUUUUGCAAAUUAUUUUAAUCAAAAGUAUUCCUUAUUCAAGUUAUAAACAAAGUCGAAAAUUCAAUGAGGAAAUUCGACUUUUUGUAGUAAAUUAUCUAGAGUUGUGUACUUCAUAUAUAAAAAAGUGUAGUUAAUGUUAAACUCCUUUUAUUGAAAUGUAAAAGUAUAUUUUUAUUUAUACCUUCCGACAAAUGUGCCAUGGUGUAGAAGAUCCGCAAAUGUAGAGAUUAGUAAAAAAUAAUAAUCAUGUACAAAAUAGUUCAGUACAGUUUGUGGUCAAACGCUAUUAUUACGAUAAUAUAGCAUUUUAUCACAUUUAUUUAGGAAAUACGUAAAUAAUAAUUUGAUUAUCCAUAGAGAAUAGUAUUUAUGAAAUAUAUGAUGUGCCUUGUAUCUAAUUGAAUUCAGAGUGAAAACUGCAAUUCGUUCGACUGCUUAAAUGAAAAAUGCAUACAACAUUGUUAUAUUCAUAUUUAAUAAUAUUUUUGAUGAUAAAGUUACGACUUUCAUAAAGUUGCGUAAUAUAUACUAACAUAAUAUCUACUUUGUGUAAUAAAAUAAUUAAACAACUAAUUAAAUGGCUUAUUAUUUAAAUUCCCCAAUUUUAUAAGAAAGUUAAUGUGAUGAUACAAUAAUAUCUUAAAAGUCUCUGGGCUCUGUAAUUUCUGAAUACAUAACUCACCGCCCCUUCCUUUCCUGUGGGUGUC